UCUAAACUAUCAUAUAUCACACCAGAAGGACUGCGAAUCGAUGGAAGACGCAGCAAUGAGAUACGAAGAUUGAAUAUGAGAAUGGGAGUAUUUAGUAGAGCAGAUGGAUCAGCAUAUUAUGAACAGGGCAAUACAAAGAUUGCGGUGGCAGUGUAUGGACCAAGAGAGGUCGCUUCAAAUCAGCGCGCACUACAUGAUCGCGCCGUUGUAAACUGCGAUUUCUCCGUGGCGACAUUCAGCAGCAGUUCAGAAAGAAAGAUACGAGGCAAGGGCGAUAAACAAUCGUUUGAGAUAGCAGCACUGAUAAAGCAAGCGUUCGAGUCCACGAUACAGGUGAAUCUGUUCCCCAGAUCACAGAUUGACAUAUAUAUACAGGUGCUGCAGUCUGAUGGAGGCCUGAAAGCUGCCGCCAUCAACGCUGCGACUCUGGCCGCGGUCGACGCCGGCCUGCCGAUGCGCGACUUUGUCUGUGCAUGCUCGGCGACCUACAUUGAGGGCGUGCCCCUGCUGGACCUGAACCACAUGGAGGAGCGAUCGGGCGGUGCCGAUCUGCUGCUGUCUGUGCAGCCACAACUUGGCGGAGUCAUCUCGCUCAACAUGGAGUCAAAAGUGCCACAGGACAUGUUUGAAUCAGUCUUGGAGUUGGCCAACAAAGGAUGCAUGAAGAUAUUCGCUCUGAUGCAGGCAGAGGUCAAGAGGCAUUCAGCAGAGCUGCUAUCCAAUCAAUUAGUA
Acytostelium subglobosum LB1 is the source of this 732-nucleotide messenger RNA. RefSeq lists its product as hypothetical. The annotation marks the transcript as partial. Gene Ontology annotation, cellular component: cytoplasmic exosome (RNase complex); nucleolus; nuclear exosome (RNase complex). The record is from RefSeq and is a predicted model, not a curated record. The transcript has a single exon. NCBI's taxonomy places the organism in Eukaryota, Evosea, Eumycetozoa, Acytosteliales, Acytosteliaceae. Gene Ontology annotation, biological process: U4 snRNA 3'-end processing; poly(A)-dependent snoRNA 3'-end processing; rRNA catabolic process.